AUGCCUCUCAAGAAGUCCGAGUUCUUGUCGCACGUCUGGCAAGAUGGGCUGUUCAAAGGCAAAGUCGUCUUCUGCACCGGAGGCAAUGGCACGAUCUGCUCAGCGCAAGUGAGAGCACUGGUAUACUUGGGCGCAAACGCAUGCAUCGUCGGCAGGAAUGAGCAGAAGACUCUGGAUAUGGCCAAGGAUCUCGCAGCACAGAGACAGGGAGCAAAAGUCAUUGGGAUCGGCAACAUCGACGUCCGAGAUAUCGAUCUGCUUUCAAAAGCUGCUGAGCGGUGCGCCAAAGAGCUCGGAGGCAUCGACUUCUUGAUUGCAGGAGCGGCAGGAAACUUCCUCGCCCCAAUGGCACAACUCUCCGCCAACGCCUUCAAGACCGUCAUGGACAUCGAUGUCCUCGGCUCCUAUAACGUCACAAAAGUCUGCAUUCCAUAUCUGCUCGAAAGCGUGAAGAAGUACAACUCACAAGGAGGCCUUCCCAAGUCGGAUACAGCAGGGCCAAGUGGGCGAAUCAUCUACGUCUCUGCUACGAUGCAUUAUACUGGUAUGGCACUACAGACACAUGUCGUUGCCGCAAAGGCUGCAGUCGACGCUAUCUCGCACAACGUCGCCCUCGAGUACGGCCCUCUGGGCAUCACAUCGAACAUCAUUGCACCUGGCCCGAUUGCCGGCACCGAGGGCAUGGAUCGCCUUGGUGGGAAGCUGAGGGCAAAUGAGAGACCUGGUCAGCGGCUACCGCUCGGCAGAUGGGGCAGUAUCAAGGAGAUUGCAGAUGCUACAGUAUGGCUGUUUAGUGAUGCUGCGAAUUAUGUGACGGGUCAGACCACGAUUGUGGAUGGCGGCGCAUGGCAUGUACAGACUGGUCCUGGAUCGUCGUUUCCUUAUCCAGACUUCCUACUCUCCGGGCAGCAGGUCACGGGUGUCGGCGGUAGCAAGAGGAAGGAGACGAGCUCGAAGUUGUAG
Molecule: messenger RNA, 963 nt
Organism: Cyphellophora attinorum
Lineage: Eukaryota; Fungi; Ascomycota; Eurotiomycetes; Chaetothyriales; Cyphellophoraceae
Product: Peroxisomal 2,4-dienoyl-CoA SPS19
Exons: 1
Coding region: 1-963 (320 amino acids)
Biological process (GO): fatty acid catabolic process
Molecular function (GO): 2,4-dienoyl-CoA reductase (NADPH) activity
Source: RefSeq, a predicted model, not a curated record